AUGGAGAAAAAUAAAAAGAAGAAAUCUUUGAAGGGAAAAGUCAGGAAUAAAGAAGAUGUUAAAAAUGAUAAAAAUAUAUUAAAAAAGGAUAAGAAUAAUAAAGACAGCUCACAUGGUACUAUUAUUAAUACUAGUGAUAAAGAUAAGGAUGAAUCAAAAACUAAAGUUUUAAGAGAAGAUAAUAUUUUUAAAAACACUGAUAAUUCUGCCACUUUUUAUGAUAAAACAAGUGAUGUUAUAAAUGUAUUAUAUGAUUAUAAAAAUAGUAAUUUGAAAAGUUCCCAAAAUAAAGACAAAGAUAUAAUUAGUAGUAAUCAUGAAGAUAUAAUAAAUAAUACUUUAAGUAUAUCAAAUAAACUAAAGAAUGACGACAUAUUUGAAAAAAGUAUGCUGCUUGUAAACAACAAGUUGGAAUGUGAAGAUACAAUCACAUUAUUAGAAAAAGAUAUUAAUGUUAAUAUGAAUGAUUAUGAUAAUAGUUCUGAAAUUAUAAAAUAUAUGGAGAAUUUUAAAGAAAAAAAAAAAUGUAUGGAUAAUGUAACUUUUUCUAUGGGAUAUAAAAAAGAAGAUAACAAGGAAGAAGGGAAGGAAAAGGAACCGCAUGAAUUAAAAAUGAAAAUAGAGGAAAAGGAAACCAUAUCAUACAAAUCAAAGAAAAAGAAAAAAAUGGAAAAAUAUCAUAUCAGUAAUGAAGAAAAAGAAAAGGUCAUGAAAAAAUACAUGCUAAAUUUAGAAGAAAAAUAUCGAAAAAAAAAAGAAGAAGAUUUAAAAAAAAUUGUAGAUAAAAAUAAAGAGGAUAUGAAAAAAUUUAAAGAGAAAGAAAAUACAUUUGUUAAUUUUUUGAAAAACCCAAGACUAAAUCUAUCUAAGGAUGAAAACCUGAACGAUUACUUGAGCAUAUAUCCCAAGACAAUACAAUUUGUAGAUAUACGUAAAAACGAAAUAUUUAUCAAAGAAUUAUUGAUUACCAAUAAAAGCAACAUUUUAUUACACAUUAUAAUUAUUCCUCCAACAUCAAAACAAUUUUAUAUUAAAGAAAUAAUUAAUAUAUAUAAUAAACAAGAGGAAAAUGAAAAAAGUAAUUUAAAUCAUCAAAUUGCACCAGGACAUUCAUUAAAGAUUAAGGUAUGUUAUAAUGUGGUUAGUUUGAAUUAUCAGGAAGAUCAUAUAAGGUUACUUUCUGAGGCAGGAAAUGAGAUAAUUGACAUUAAAGUGUUUCACUCUAUCCCCAAGUUAAUAUUUGAAAAAGUCUUAAAUUUCGGACCAAUCCGUCCCAAUGAGAAAAAAGAGAAAUCAUUUGGUAUAAAAAAUAACGGCAAAGAUAUCAACCUUUUAAUAUGUCCGAAGAAACUAUUUCAUUUUUACGAGAAGUUAAAAAAGGUCGAAGAAGAAAAAAAAAUUUUGAAUUUAUUGUUAAAAAAAAAUAAUGAAGAAACUAAUGAUAUAGAAGAAAUUAAUGAAAAGGAAGAUACAUAUUAUAUAUAUAAUAAUGUGACAAGUUAUUCUCAUAACUUUUUGUUUUUAUAUAAAAAAUUUGUGAAUAAUUUUAAUACUUUAUAUUUCGAAAAAAUAUUACAAGAUUUGUAUUACAUCCAUUUGAAUAGUUCAGAAGAAAAUUUUGUUACUUUUACAUUUAAAUGUAAUAAAAUUGGUAUAUAUCAAAAAGACUACUAUAUAAUCACUGACAAUGAAUGUAACUUGAAUGAAUUAGAAAAAAACGAAAAUGUACCAGAUCUAAUUAAUCUGAACAAAUUAAAUAUUUUUGAGUUCUCUAUAAAUGUUAUAGUGGAACCUGUAUUAUUAAAUUUGCUCUUCUUAAAUAAUAGGAUGACACAUGAGAUUUAUUCGAAUAAAAUAUCAGAAUAUUUAGAGAAUAACGAAAAAGACAAUUUAAAUUAUUUCCUUCAUUGUAGUUCUUUAUAUGCUUUUAAGUUUUCCGAUGUACAAAUCAAUAGUGCUUAUAAUUAUAUGGACAUAGAAAUUUCGAACAACGGUUUAUUAGAUUUAAACGUUGUAUGUAGUAUAUAUAUAAAAAGUUAUGAUAAUAAGGACAAGGAAUCUAUAAUUUUAAAUAUUAAUAAUAAAGGAAUAUAUUAUUAUGAUGAAUAUUUUAAUGAGAAUUGUUGUGAUUCUUUGUACAAUGAUAUAGAAAAAAACAAAAUUAUUUAUGAUAGCAAAUAUUGUAAGGAUAUCGAAAUAUAUGAAAAAAAUAAGGAUAGAAAAAAAUUAUGUCCCUUUUAUAUAUAUCCAAGAAAAUUUAAUUUAUCUUACAAAAGUCGAAAGAAAAUAUUUAUUAUUUUUAAGCCAUUAGAAAGACAUAUAAAUUAUCAAAAUUAUUAUUUUAUUUUGUCUGUUAAAAAUAUAAACAAAGGUUGUGAUUUAAAUAUCAUGGAUUUAUUUAACAUUGCUUCGAAAACAAGACAACAUGAUGAAAUAUGCGGAAUUCCGUUGGUAUGUAUUAAUGAAAAAAAUAUAAUUAAAAGGAAAAGGAAAGAAAUUGAUAAGAAAGAAAAAGAAAUAUUGAAAAAGAAAUUUGGUAAGAAAAUUUCUAAAUAUUAUAAAUCAUCUACAUCUACAUCUUCGAAAGCUUCGUGUAUAUCCUUAUGUGAUGAUAACAUAACAAGUUCUAGCUAUUCACAAUAUAGUGAAUCCUAUUUAAAAAACAAACAAACGAAAAAAACAAAAUAUUUUAAUAAAAAAGAAAGAAAAAAAAAUUUCGUAUCUCUUUUAAUUCCUUUAUAUGCAAAUAUAAUUGAACCAAAUAUAAAUAUAAAAGCUAAAAAAUUAUCCAAAAGUAUUUUUAUAAACCCUUUAUAUCUAUACAAAUGUUCAUUUACAAUGAAAAAUAAGAAUAAUUUUUAUAUCAAUUAUUUCUUUCCACUUGUUUUGAAUUAUAGUGAUAAUAGUAGUAGGGAUAAAAAAUAUUUGAUGGAACAUAUUAAUAAAGAAGAGGAAAAUAAAGAGAAAAAUAAAGAAAAAUAUGAUUCUAUAUAUUAUUAUGAUUAUUUUGAAAUCAUAAAAGAUAUAUAUGUGAAGAAAAGUAAAAAUAAGAAAGAUGAGAAGAAAAUGUCUACUUAUAAAAUGACCACAACGAAUGAUAACAAUAAUGAUGAUAAUAAUAAUGAUAAUAAUAAUAAUAAUAAUAAUAAUAAUAACAAUAAUGAUCAUAAUAAUAAUGGUACACAAUUUUGUCGUAUAAAAAAGAAGAAAAAGAAAAAAGAAAAAAAAAACGUAUCCACCACAUAUAAACAAUGUAGCGAAAAAAUAAAAGAUGAUAAGAAGGCUAGUGACAAAUACGAAUACUAUAAUUAUCUUAAUAGUUUAAAUAAAAAAUUAAUAAAAUAUUUUCACAAAAAAGGAGAUAGUGAUAAGGUAAGUAUGUAUGUGUUGGUUAAAAACGAUGUUAAUGAAAAUUUAAAAAAUGAUACUUUAAAAGAAAAUGAACAAAAAUACGAUAAAUUGAAAACUAAUGGAAAGAGAAAAAAUAUUUUAAAAAUAGAAAAAGGUACAUAUUUUCUUAAACCAUAUGAAAAAAAAAAAAUCGUUUUGUAUUUAUUAGUAAAUAAAUAUGGAUAUCAUAAAAUAGAUUUCAAGAUAUUAUUUUAUAUGGAUAAUUAUAGAAUGGAAAAAACAGUUACUGCUAAAAUUUAUACAAGAUAUAAAGGUCUUCAUUUUGAUAAAGAUGCUUUUAUUUUUAAAGAUAGUUUGUGUCAUUAUAGUUAUUGUAAUAUUAUAAAAGUAAAGAAUUUAGAUAAAGACAUUAAAUUUAUUUCACUUGAUCAUGAUAAUAAAACUGAUAAUAAUAAGAGACCUUUUUUUAUAGACUGUGGAUUUAUUUCUUUAUAUAUGUUAUAUUUAUAUGCAUUAAAAAAGAAAGAUAAAAAGAAAAAAUGUUGUCCCAGAAAAAUAUGUACAAAUAUUAUGAACAACAUCCAAGAAAAAAUAGAUAGCGAACAUAUAGAUCCUAAAUGUAUUAAGAAAGAAGACAAUAAUAUUUAUAACUGUUCUCUAUGUAAAUGUACAUUUAAUUUUAAUAAAAUAUUUCAUUUUUUUGAAAAGACGUAUCAUGAAAAAUAUAAAGAAGAUAGAGCAUAUAAUUUUAUAUAUGAUUCUAAUGAAUAUUUAAUUCAAUACAUAAAUAAAAAUAUAAAUAAUCAUGUAAAAAAUUUAAAUAUUUUGGAGAGUAUUUAUAAAUAUAAAAAAAAGGAAAAUAUUUUUAUACAUAAUAAUACUAUAGUAUAUAAAAAUGAAGAGCACGUUUUAUUUUAUCCGUCCAAUUUUUUGUUGCUUCCGUUAAAAGAGGCUUUUUUCUUUUUCUUCUUUUUUUUCUCUCACGCGGAAAGUGUACAUUUGGAGCUUGGUGUAAAAUAUAAUACUUUUCGAAAAGACAUUUUUGUAGAGGGUGAAUGUAAGAGGCACUGCAUUAAAGUAAAGUAUGAAAAAAAAUUUAAAAAAAAAGAAAAAAAGAAAAAGAAUAAUUAUGAACCAUGUACCGAAUAUAAAGACAACUUAAUGAAUAAGGAGAACGAAAUAGAUAUAAGGGAUGAUAUAAAAAUAGAAAAAAAGAACAAAAAUGAUGAUAAAAAGGAAAUCAGUUAUGUUGGUAUAUGUAGUGAGAAAAAAUAUUUUGAAGUCGAAAAUUUGAAUGAAUUGAAAAUUUCUUAUGAAAUAUGUAAUAGAAAAAAUGGUUAUUUUGAAUAUAAUUAUUUUAAGAAGCAAUAUGUUCUUGUUUUUGAUAAAAAUAUAAAUAUAGAUUGUUAUUAUGAUAAUUUUAGUACGUUUAAAAAAAUUAAUAACUUAGAAAUAAUAAAAGGAGAAAAAAAUGGUACCCCUGAUAAUAUAUUACAUAAUAUGAAAUAUAAAGGGAUACAUGAAAAAAAUGCUGGCACCAAUAAUAAUAAUAAUAAUAAUGAUAAUGAUAAUGAUAAUAAUAAUAAUAAUAAUAAUAAUAAUAAUAAUAAUAAUAAUAAUAAUAAUAAUAAUAAUAAUAAUAAUAAUAAUGUUAAUAGAGUGGAUUGUUAUAUUAAUAAAAAUCAAUGUAAUGAUAACAAAGAUAUUCAACAUAAUAUCCUUGCGUGCAUAAUUUUUUGUGAUCCGUCCAUACAUACAAUAGAAGGACUUGGAUCAAACAAACACGCAUUCAGAUUAUUAUUAUUUUAUGAUGAAAAUAUAACCAAAUCUAAAAACUUUGUAAACAUAACGUUUUCUGUUAAUUUGUCAUAUUUUAAUUAUACUGAAGUUAUCAAAGUAUACUCAGAAUUUUAUAUGCACACAUUUGAUUUUGUAUAUAUAAAUGAAAAGAAUUUAUUAUUGUCUUUAUAUUUAUACAUGAAAAAGGAAAUAGAAGAUAAAGAAAGAACACACAUAAAUAAGGAUAAUUUAGAGAUUGGUAAAAAGGUGGAUGAUUUAUCUGAUACGUAUUUUGAUGAUAUGAUAAACGAGUUGGAUUUUAUGAAAGCAGAAAAAAAUAAAUCAUCUGAAGAAAAUAAUAUGAACACAAAUACUGACUUUGAUAGAAAUAUAAAUAUGGAUAAAAAUAAUAAUUUAAAUAACAAAUGUGAUUACACGUGUUUAUGUAAAACCUUUGAUGGUAUAAAAAAUUAUUAUAAUGUGGAUGAAAAUGUUAUUGAUCAUUUUAAAGAUUAUAUUUAUGAAAUUAUUUGUAAUUUGGAACAUAAAGAAAUAACAAAUGAAAAAAAAAAAGAUAAUGAAAAAAAAAAAGAUAAUGAAAAAAGAAGGGAUAAUGAAAAAAAAAAAGAUAAUGAAAAAAAAAAAGAUAAUGAAAAAAAAAGGGAUAAUGAAAAAAAAAGGGAUAAUGAAAAAAAAAGGGAUAAUGAAAAAAAAAGGGAUAAUGAAAAAAAAAACGAUAAUGAAAGAAAAAACGAUAAUGAAAAAAAAAACGAUAAUGAAAAAAAAAGGGAUAAUGAAAAAAAAAGUCAUAGUGAAAAUAAUAAAUCCAAAUUUGUUGAAAAGACAAAUGAUGAAUUUAUUAAAAAUACUAUGUAUGAUGAUACUUGUUAUAACAUGAAGAAUAUUAUGAAUGAAAAUAAUUUUUCUAUAAAUUAUAAUAAUUAUGAUAAUGAAAUAUAUAAGAAAUGUAAGACUUUUAUUUGGAUACACAAACUUCUUCAUUGUCUUAAUAAUAUGAUUGAUUAUAAAUUUAUUCAUUUUAUUAAAAAAUAUAAGUAUGAAUUAUUUUAUGAAUAUGAUAAAAUAAAUAUAUUAAAUGUAAAAGAUAAAAAUAUUAUGUGUGAAAAUAAAGAAAAUACAGAAAAUAAAAUUAAUAUGGGAAAUAAAAAGGAAUUAUGUAAAAUAUAUCAUUUUGAAAUAAAUAAAGAAAAUAAUACUUUCUAUAUAAUAAUAAAUAAUCCUAAUAAAUAUAAUACAAGUAUAAAAAUAAACUCAGAAAAAAGUGAUGUACGUAAUAUAAUUAACAAUAUAUAUAAUUACUGUAUACACAGCUUGAUAAUUCAUAAGGAAUGGUGCGGUAUGAGCAGAAUUUCUACAAAUAAUAUGGAAGAUAAUAAAAAAGUUGAACACAUUUUGAUGGAUAGUUUUAAUUUGCACACGUUAAAUGCAAAGGUGUAUGAACAAUUAAAACAUUUAAAUACACCUUAUAUUAAUAUAAGAAAUGAUAAAAAUAAAAAAUAUAAUGAAAAUAAAUUUUAUAUGUAUUUUUAUAAUAUAUUAAAAGAAAAAAAAGAAUAUUGCUUGAAUAUAAAAAAAAAAUUAUUUCUCGAUUUUUAUAUAGACAUAUUUUUAUUCAAUCAUUUUAUAUAUUCAAAUAAAUGUUCAUUCAUUAAACUUUAUUUAUAUUCUGAUAAUAUUAAUAUAUAUAAAGAUAUUAUUUCGCUCAAUAUGAAUAAUUCUACAUAUAAUAAUCAAAUUUUUAUAUUUUCUAAAAUUAAAUCCUUACAUUUUGUAAGUUCGCAUAAAGUAAAUAAGGAUAAUGACAAAGCAGUCUUUCUAAACCGUCUGUAUGUAGAUAAAGAAAUUCUUAGAAACUAUGCAAACAUGAGUAAAUCUGAAAAAAAUGUUGAGGUUCGAAAGCUUGCUGAAUAUUUUGAUCAAAUAUUAAGACCAUAUGAAUUUAUUAUAUAUAAUUCAUGUAGUAUCAAAAAAAUACUUACAUGGAAGAUUGAUAAAAUAUCAUAUUUGAAUCAGAAAAAUGAACAUCGAGAUACAGAAGCAGAUUUAAUGGAAGAAGAUAAUAUUUAUGCUUCUAACAGUAGAGGGAUAUAUAAUGGAAAUGCUGAAAAUAUUGGAAACUCUGAAAGUUUUAGGAAUGCUGAAAAUAUUGGAAACUCUGAAAGUUUUAGAAAUGCUGAAAAUGUUGGAAACUCUGAAAGUCGUGGAAGGGCUGAAAAUAUUGGGAACUCUGAAAGUUUUAGGAAUGCUGAAAAUAUUGGAAACUCUGAAAGUUUUAGGAAUGCUGAAAAUGUUGGAAAUGCUGAAAAUGUUGGGAAUGGUGAAAAUGCUGAAAAUGGUGAAGACGCUGAAGAUUUAGAAAUAUUUAGGACAUAUUAUGUAGACACAGAAGAAAAUGAUGAAACAUCUUCUAGUAUGAGUAGCAUUAGUUAUAAUGAACAAAAUGAAAUCCAAAUUAAAUAUUCAGACAAUUAUAUAAAUGAAGAAGAGAAAAAAAAAUUUCAGUUAUCUUUAGAAGACAUAUUAUAUAGAGAAGGAAAACAUGUAUUUAAGGUUACAUGUAAUUAUAAUUAUAUUGAAAUAGAUAACCCCAAAAGAGAAUGUGAACGUGUUUUACAUAAUGAUAAUAAUAUAAUGGAGAAGAUCAAGAAGAAUUUUUUUAUGGAAUUUUAUUUGUCCAUAAUGGUUGAGAAGCCAAAGAUUUAUUUAUCAUAUAAUAAUAAAAUAUUUUAUAAUAAGAGGAUCAAAUAUGAUUAUUAUUACUUUAAUAAGAAGGCCUACAAAAAAAUAGACAGUAUGUACAAAAAGCAGGGAAUUAAUGAUAUUCUGUAUAAAAACAUAAAUGAAAUAAAUGAAUAUUUUGACAAAACAUUUUUAAAGAAUAAAAAGUUGAAGAUAAACUUUAUGAAUAAUAUGAAUAUAGGUUUUUUCACAUAUAUAUGUUCGACUAAAUUUUUUGACAUCAAAAAUAUAAUUAUAGACGACGAAACAUUUGAUCACACAAACACGAAAAUAUAUCAUAUAAAAUGCAAAAGCAAAAUAUGCCUUGACCUUGAAAUCAACCAAGACAAAUUGAAGAAAGAAAAAAUACGUCAGGGUAGUUUUCCAAAUAAUGUUGUUGAAUUGAAAGAUCAAUUGGAUAAAAAAUACAUAUACGAGGAUUUUAUAAUAUUUCAAUAUUUAACAACCAAAAAGCCACAGAAGUUUUGUAUAGAAUUUCAUUAUCACAUUCCAUAUAUAAUAUUAAAAGAGAAUAAGUAUAUAUUUCAAGUAUUUAAUAAUUUGAAAAGACAAAAUCAACAAUUCAUACAUUGUAGAGAUCUUUAUGAAAUUGAGAAUAAUUUACUCGAUAAAAUAAAAGAAGGAAAAAUACAAUAUAAUGAAAUUGAAAUGAAGGAUAAUGUAUAUUAUAUUAAUUUCUUCUUUGACGAAUUAAAAAUGUAUAAAUCAUGUCUCUUUCUAUUUAAUAAAACAAAAAUACCAGCAAAUUGGGUGAUAAAUGAUGAAGAAAUGAUGAAUAAGAGUACAUCAAUGUUUAAAUAUGGAGAGAAUCAAAUUUUUCAUUUCAGUAAAGAUAAAGGCAUUUUAUUUGGAAAGACAUAUGAUAUGGAUAAUGUUGAGGACGAACAAAUUGAAAGAAAUCCUUUCUUGUGCCCUGAUUAUAUCAUCAUUACAUUUACGCCCACUAGCCUUAGUAAUGUCACUAAAAUAUAUUGCAUCAAUAUUUCACCUUGCGAAAAAAUAUUUUUACAUUUAAAAGGAUGUUAUACAAAAACAAAUUGGUAG
Molecule: messenger RNA, 8934 nt
Organism: Plasmodium falciparum 3D7
Lineage: Eukaryota; Apicomplexa; Aconoidasida; Haemosporida; Plasmodiidae
Exons: 16
Coding region: 1-8934 (2977 amino acids)
Source: RefSeq, a predicted model, not a curated record